AUGGCACCUUUACUUCUGCUCAAAAAUCUGUGUUUUACGAUUUUCUUCACUUAUUUCCACCUUGCGCUUUCGGGCACCGUUCGGCGAGCGGGGUCGACAUGUACGGUUAAUGCCAGUACGAACGGCUCUGAUGAUGCACCUGCGAUUCUGGAAGCUUUCCAGAUGUGUGGGGACAAUGGCGUUAUCCAGUUGCAUGAUCCCUUGUAUCAUAUCGAGACUGUGAUGAACACUACGCGUCUAUCGAACGUCCGGAUUGAUUUGACAGGAACUAUGCUGUGGGGAACAAAUCUUACUUACUGGGUUUCUUCUGGUUUACCUUUGGGAUACCUCAAUGCAACUACCGCUUGGGCGCUUGGAGGUGAUCAAAUAACAUUUGACGGUCAUGGUGUUGGUACAUUAGAUGGUAAUGGCCAACUUUGGUACAACUUGGCCGAUGGUGUAUCCAACUAUCCUGGACGGCCAAUUAACUUGUUGAUCGCCAACUCAACGAACUCCCUUUACACGGGUAUACGUUUCAUACAAUCCCAGUAUUGGACCAUGGCAAUUCAGAAUUCAGAAGAUGUCCUACUGGAUGGAAUAUACGUCAAUUCGACUUCUAACAAUACUGUUCCUGCGAGGAAUACAGAUGGCGUAGACACUUUCUUCUCCAACAGGAUAACCUUUAGAAACUGGACAGUUGUUAAUGGAGAUGAUUGUAUCUCGUUGAAAGCUAAUUCUACCAACAUUUUGAUUCAAGAUUCUGUUUUCCAUGGAGGUCUCGGUGUUUCUGUCGGCUCCAUUGGCCAAUACGACGGAGUUUUCGAGAUGAUUCAGAACGUCACGGCAGAACGAGUACUCGCUCUUGGUUCACGAUAUGGGGGAUAUAUCAAAACUUGGACUGGUGUUCCUCAAGGCUUUCCACCCAAUGGAGGUGGAGGUGGCCUUGGAUUUGCCACGAAUAUCACUUUCAGGGACUUCACACUUCAGAAUGUUACUGACAAUGUUGCUCUGAUCACACAGUGUACUUCUUUUGAGGGUGCCACUGGUGAUUGUGAUACUUCUCUGUUCCGUUUAUCAAACAUUACUUGGGGACCUGGAAUAUCAGGAAGCAUUCAAAGUGAUACACUAGCUACAAUGCAGUGUAGUGGGGACGCUCCUUGCUCUGGCAUCUCACUACUUGGUUUUGACAACGUAGUCACAGUGGGUGCGCGAGAGAUCGAUUGUAGCAACGUCAUAAACUCAACUGGGUUCAACUGCACGUAG
Lentinula edodes (shiitake mushroom) is the source of this 1242-nucleotide messenger RNA. Its product is annotated as polygalacturonase. The transcript has 7 exons. Gene Ontology annotation, molecular function: polygalacturonase activity. The coding region runs from base 1 to 1242 and encodes 413 amino acids. Gene Ontology annotation, biological process: carbohydrate metabolic process. The record is from RefSeq and is a predicted model, not a curated record. NCBI's taxonomy places the organism in Eukaryota, Fungi, Basidiomycota, Agaricomycetes, Agaricales, Omphalotaceae.